Aspergillus affinis is the source of this 909-nucleotide messenger RNA. Its product is annotated as glutathione S-transferase family protein. The record is from RefSeq and is a predicted model, not a curated record. Bases 1 to 909 code for a protein of 302 amino acids. The transcript has 6 exons. Lineage: Eukaryota; Fungi; Ascomycota; Eurotiomycetes; Eurotiales; Aspergillaceae.
AUGAGCAAGCAAUCAUUUAUCCCGGGCGAUGCCGAUUCGGGAAGGCUCUACUCCGUACACAUCGCCUCCGGAGAGUUCCAUGGACAGUACUCCCUACCUACUCAGUACUCCGGACUAGACACUCCGCUCGGUCUCACGUUCGGCAUGUUGAUACUCCAGCUAGUCCGUAAGGAGCGAACCCCAACCAUGCCAUCCACGCAGAUCGUCUUCUUUGACCUGACAUCCAAGGACCCUCGCGGAACCUGGACACCCAACCCUUGGAAGACUCGCCUUGUCCUGAAUUUCAAAGGCCUGGAUUAUCGGACUGAAUGGGUGGAGUAUCCUGAUAUCAAACCGACCCUCGAGGGCUACGUCUCCCCGGAUGCUGAUGGCACCUAUACCAUUCCAACCAUUGCACUCCCAGAUGGUAAGUACAUCAUGGACUCGCGGAAGAUCGCAGAGCAUCUGGAGGAUUUCCAUCCCCAGCCCAGCCUACGUCUCGACUCGCCCUAUCUUUGGAAGGCCGAGGACCUCUGGAAACGUUUCAUCACCACUAUUCGUCCCGUCUUCAUCGCCCAGAUCCCGAAGCGUUUGCUCAACGAUGCCAGUAUCGACUACUGGUGCACCACCCGGGAGAAGAUAUUCAAUAUGCCUGUUGACCAAGCAGAGAAAGAGCUUGGAGGGGAACAGGGAUGGAAUGAGGCCACCGCGGUGAUCCAGGAAGCCACGACUCUAUUGAGCGAAAUCGAAGGCCCCUUCUUCGAAGGAGAGGUUGCUGGCUAUGCAGACUUUGUAUGGGCGAGUGUCCUGCUCUUCUGCGUGCGAAUGGGACCGGACUUUCUCGACGAGGCGCUCAAGAGGAGCGGCAAUCCUCAGGUGCACCUCGACCUUCUCGAGGCGGUGAAGCCGUGGUUGAAUAUUACGGAGUAG